Molecule: messenger RNA, 1178 nt
Organism: Pelobates fuscus (common spadefoot toad)
Lineage: Eukaryota; Metazoa; Chordata; Amphibia; Anura; Pelobatidae
Product: ficolin-1-like
Exons: 10
Coding region: 193-1155 (320 amino acids)
Biological process (GO): complement activation, lectin pathway
Molecular function (GO): antigen binding; carbohydrate derivative binding; signaling receptor binding
Source: RefSeq, a predicted model, not a curated record
AAUAGCACUUCCAGGUCAUACAAGAUGCCAUUUUGAUUUCACCUUUGCUCCAUGAGGUCUCAUACUCCAAGCUGUGUCCAGGAAUCCUGCUGCAGGGCUUUCUGUUAAUCCAGUGGCUUUCUUUCCGAUCAGCAUCACAUUUGGUGCCUCAGGGACUCUCAAACCUAGACAAGAACUGUGGACAAGACCAUAAUGACCCGCAUUGUCUUCGUUUGGGCAAUCGUACUUGCAAUAUUCUGGUUACAGAGCGUGCUUGGCACGGCUGAAGAAGCAUGCCCAGAAGUGAAAGUUAUUGGGAUUGGUGACACUGAUAAGCUGACCAUUCUCAGAGGAUGUAAUGGUUUCCCAGGAACCCCCGGGCCAAAAGGAGACACUGGUUCGGCGGGCGAGAGAGGUAAAGAUGGGCUUCCAGGACAAGUCGGGGUUCAAGGACCGAAAGGCGAUGCUGGAGAAAAAGGAAUUCAAGGUGAAAGGGGAGAGAAAGGAGAAGCGGCUAAAGCAAACGAUUCAUUGUAUGCUGCCCGGAACUGUAAGGAGCUUCAGGAACAGGGGGCGGUACUAAGUGACUGGUAUACAAUAUAUCCAGAUGGCGAGACCCCACUCAAGGUGCUGUGUGACAUGCAUACUGAUGGAGGUGGAUGGAUAGUUUUUCAGAGACGUUGGGAUGGAGGAGUGGAUUUCUUCCGUGACUGGAAAUCGUACAAGAUGGGGUUUGGCAGCCGCCUCGGAGAUUUCUGGUUGGGAAAUGAUAUUGUUCACAUGUUAACGUCAUCAGGUAAAUGGGAACUGCUUAUUGAUCUAAUGGACUUUGAAAAUACUAGACAUUACGCCACAUAUUCUUCGUUUAAAAUCUUGGGAGAGUCGGAACAAUACAAGCUGGUACUUGGAGCGUUCAAGGAUGGCAAUGCAGGUGAUUCUCUGACAGAUCAUAAUAAUAUGAAAUUUUCCACGAAAGACAAGGACUCUUCUUCAUCAAACUGUGCAGAAACAUUCAAAGGAGCCUGGUGGUACAACGCCUGCCAUUUUUCCAAUCUGAAUGGGCGCUACCUGUUGGGGCAACACGCCACCUUUGCAGAUGGAAUCAACUGGAACUCCAGCAAAGGAUAUUAUUACUCCUACAAACAUUCAGAAAUGAAGAUCAGGCCUGUGAACUAAUUAAAAAAAAAAAAAAUAAAAAA